AUAAGUGCUUGUAGCUGGGUGGUUACCCGCUCCUGGCCUAAAAGGGUUAAAAACAGCCCUGGGAGAGGGCUGUGGCAGGGGAAAAGCUGGGCUGAUUGGGGGAAGCAGCCUCAUCUGGGGGCCAUGCCCCCAUCAGGGUCCAGCUGGCCCUAUAAAGGCCAGUGAAGCCAGGCGCAGACAUGGUCUCUCUCUGGCUGUAGAGGGAGAUGAGCCUGGCUGCUAGAUAAGGCACCUCCCGGACUAAGGGUCCAUUUCACUGACUGUGAGAAGCUGGAAAUGUCCCAGUGAUCCUGUAACUGCUGGGAAGUUUCUCCUGGGCUCAUGAGUUACAAUGAAGAUGAGGAUUUCCGUCCGCUCGCACUGUGCCAUGGGCAACCCCUCUCUGUCCAGUUACCUCAUUUUCCUUUUUACGAUCCAUGUUCCUACAUUGGAAUCAGUGAAUUUCAAGGUGAUUGGACCUGAUCAUCCCAUCAUGGUCUCUGCAGGUGAAGAUGCCCGGUUACCCUGUCACCUCUCCCCCAUCAUGAAUGCUCAGGAGAUGGAAGUGCGCUGGCACCGAUCCAAGUUCUCUGAACCUGUCCAUCUGUAUCAGCAUGGAACAGAUCAGGCUGAGCAGCAAAUACCAAACUAUCAGGGCAGAACAGAGCUGCUGAAGGAUGGUAUUGUGAAUGGAAGUGUUGUCCUGCGUAUACGCAACAUCACCCCCUCUGACCAUGGGCAGUUUAUCUGUUUCUUCAAAUCAAGCAGCUUUUAUGCAGAAGCCACUCUGGAACUGAAGGUGACAGGUCUGGGCUCUACUCCUCGCAUCUCUAUCGACAGCUACCAGAGCGGAGGGAUCCACAUGGUGUGUGAAUCUGCUGGAUGGUACCCGGAGCCCCAGGUGCAGUGGAGAGACCUCAGGGGGCAGAACUUAUCAUCCCUGACAGAAAAAAUAACUCAACAGGAUAACGGCCUGUUUGAAGCACAAAUUUCCAUUAUUGUAACAGAAACUUCCAGUCAGGAUCUGUCCUGCUCUGUCAGGAACUCCCACCUCAACCCAGGGAAAGAGUCUGUGGUCUACAUCGCAGAUCCAUUCUUCCUAAGGGACUACCCUUGGAAGGUGGCUGUGUACAUACUCCUGGUUGUUGUGGGUUUGCUCACUUUCACAGCAAGCUACUUCUUCUGGAAGCAACACAAGGCAAAAGAAAAGCUCCAGGUUGAGCUUGGAAAGCUCCAGGCUGAUCUUAAAUGCAGAAAAACUCAAGUAUAUAGAGAAGUGAAGAUAACUCUGGAUCCAUGCACAGCUCAUCCUGGGCUCAAGCUGUCUGAGGACAAGAAGACUGUGACAUGGGAAUCCAAACGUCAGGAUCUGCCUGACAAUCCCGAGAGAUUUGAUGAAGUUUUCUGUGUGCUGGGUUCUGAGGGAUUCACUUCAGGGAAAAUUUACUGGGAAGUGGAGAAGAUGGGGGGAAUCUGGGUCAUAGGGGUCGCCAGAGAGUCUGUGAGGAGGAAGGGACAAAUCAAAUUUACCCCCGAGGAGGGGAUCUGGGGGAUAGAACAGUCCAGGGAUCACUACUCAGAUCUCACCACCCCUCAGGACCCCCUGCCACUGCGUCAGACACCCAAGAAGGUACGGAUCUAUGUACACUAUAAAAAGGGGCAAGUGCAAUUUUUCAACCCAGAUAAUGGUGAUCUGAUCGCCAAUCUCACAGCUUCUUUCAAUGGGGAGAAAAUAUUCCCCUUUUUCUGGGUCUGUUCCCACCUCACACUAACCACCUGAGACCUUUGGAGAUCAGAUUGGUGGGGGGGUGUAACUUGUUCCAUUGGAGCCACAGCUCUGUCUCCAGCAUUCGCUGUGGCACUGGGGCUCUCCACUGGCCCCACAGGCACAGAAAGCAGGGAACAGCCCAUGUCUCUGCUGCUUCUCUCUAUCUCUGUGGGGCCUGCAGAGGCCCCAGGCCCAGGAAGUGAGCAAUAAUCAUGCUGGCUGUGUGGGGCAGGGAUGGUGCUAAGUAGUGGGAACUGGAGAGAGGAAAUUGGGGAGAAGGUGGGGAAUUAUUCUUAACUCUGACCCAUGCUACAAACUAUAUGCUACAAACAUACCAACAAGCUCUUUCAGUACAGAUGCAGAACCACAACAUUCUCAGCUCUGUCAUUGUCAGAGUCACCCACAUGCUUAGGGUGGGGUCUGGUGAUUCCUCAUCAUCUCCCUCCCCUUUACUGCUGGGAUCCAGUGAUUGCUUAUCAUACUGCAGGGACUUGAUCCCAAUCCUAAAAGAUGCUCUGUCUCGAAAAGAUGCAGAGAGGGAACCAGAUGACAUUACCGCCUCCAUGGCCAUGUCCCACGUUAAUGCAUGCUGUAGUCAAACCAGCAAAGUUGCUAUUUGCACUGCAACCACUGAAGGGCAGUGUUUCUGUAUGCUGACUUUACACUGUUAUGCUAGAAGGUGUUAGUGACUGUCAUCGAUCACAGAUGAGGGUAAUGUCCAUGGGUGUGCUAAAUACACUUAUUUUUAAAUGGAAAGAGUAAUUAACCCCCUUUGUGAAGUAAGAUAGCUGGAAACCAUAGGAGACUAGUAACUGCUGAUAGUAAGGGGGCACAAUUUAAAGUUUAUGGUGGUAUGUGUGACGGGUUGCCAACUGAUGUGCCAAGACUACUUCUGCCCCUGCUUUCCUGCCCUGGCAGCUUAGGACUUCAGUGCCCUGCCAGUCAAGUAUCAGAGGGGUAGCCAUGUUAGUCUGGAGCUGUAAAAAGCGACAAAGAGUCCUGUGGCACCUUAUAGACUAACAGACGUAUUGGAGCAUAAGCAUUCAUGGGUGAAUACCCACUUCGUCAGACGCAACGAACCAGUGCCCUGCCUGAUUUGAGCCAGACCCGCUAGCCUGCU
This is a messenger RNA of Chrysemys picta bellii (western painted turtle), 2867 nucleotides long. Lineage: Eukaryota; Metazoa; Chordata; Testudines; Emydidae. The record is from RefSeq and is a predicted model, not a curated record.